Molecule: messenger RNA, 1482 nt
Organism: Neoarius graeffei (lesser salmon catfish)
Lineage: Eukaryota; Metazoa; Chordata; Actinopteri; Siluriformes; Ariidae
Product: GTP-binding protein REM 2-like
Exons: 6
Coding region: 1-987 (328 amino acids)
Cellular component (GO): plasma membrane
Molecular function (GO): calcium channel regulator activity; GTPase activity; GTP binding
Source: RefSeq, a predicted model, not a curated record
AUGGAGGGAAUGGAUAUAAUGAGGAGGGGAGCGCGCUCGACCCGCUCCAAACUGAAGUACAAGACGGUGAGAGACGCGCAGAGCGAGAACAUCUCUGAUGGGUAUUUUGGAGGUCCUCGGUCGAGCAUGACUCUGUCCAGUGCCCCACCACUUCGCAGAGGAAGCACUCCUGUUCCAUUCAAAUAUCAGCUCCGAAGGGAAGAAGCAAUCAAUGAUGACUGUGAUUGGACGCCAGGAAUUGGAGUAACUGAAGGAGUAUCUCCUCCUCCAGUUAACUUUGUCCCAGCACAGGAUGAAGCUGUGGGUGCUGAUAUGGAAGAGAGACAGGGAGGACCAUUCAGGAUUGCCCUGCUUGGCCAGAACGGAGUGGGGAAAACGUCGCUUGCUAUCGCCCUCACAGGGGAAAUGGACAGAACUGCAUCUGUGGAUUCAGAUGGUGAGGGCUACGUUCGCACCGUUACCAUAGACAAUGAGGAGAGCACCAUCUUUAUCUUUGAUAACUGGAGACAGGAUCUUUCCAUGCUGGUGUGUGAAGUAUGUGUGCUGGUGUUUUCGGUGACAGACCGACGCAGCUUUCAUCGCACAGCUCAGCUCCGCCUCCUCCUCAGGGAAAACCAACCUCAAACUCCCAUCAUCCUUGUGGGCAACAAGAGCGACUUGGUCCGUUCACGAGAGGUCAGCACGGAGGAGGCUCAGGCCAACGCUGCUCUCUAUGAGUCCCCUUAUGUGGAGCUGUCUGCGUCUCUGGACCAUGGCACAGCAGAGCUUCUGGAGCUGGCUGUUCGGGCAGCACGAGGAGAAAGAAUAGGGUCCUUUGGGGUUGUCGGGGCCGAGGGAGCAACGGGAGGUCGCUAUGAGAGCCUGAGUACACGGGCUAAGCGAUUCCUGUCCAACCUUGUACCACGCUAUCCCCGAGAAAAAGAGCGUGAUGUCGGAAAGUUCUUCAGGCAGAAAUCUCGCUCUUGUCACGAUCUUGGAGCUUUGUGAGUCAUAGGUAGAGUGAGAGGGUGAAAAACAGAGACAAGGUAAGAGCAGGAGAAGAGUAAUUGAAGAACCAAAGCCUACAUAAGGGAUUUCAAUAUAUGAAGUAGUCUUGAAAUAAGAAAUACAGAAAGAAAAUAAAAACCUUAAUAGUUAAGGCCAGGUAUAGCAUUUGAUACAGAUAAAACUGUAGGCUUUUGACUGACAGAACUAAUGUAGUUUGCAUGCUUCACGAUAAAAAAUGUUUUGACUCAAAUAGUAUUGGCACUCCAGUUACUGUGAGUAUUUGUGGUAUCCUGCUAUAUUUGUGUAUCUUUAACUAAAUUGUUACAAGCUGCAGAAAUUCAGCUCCAAAUCCAGUACCCUGGGGAAAUCAAUUUUCUGUUCAAAUGGUAGAAUUAAACUUUUUUUCACAGGUUUUACAAUCACAUUACUGAAUGUGCUACUGAACUUGUAUGUAUGAGAACUUGAUAAAUCCCCAAAAGUCUAUUCUCCAUUACU